This is a messenger RNA of Talaromyces amestolkiae, 1266 nucleotides long. RefSeq lists its product as uncharacterized. Gene Ontology annotation, cellular component: actin cortical patch; Rvs161p-Rvs167p complex; medial cortex. Gene Ontology annotation, biological process: plasma membrane tubulation; actin cortical patch localization; endocytosis. The coding region runs from base 1 to 1266 and encodes 421 amino acids. Gene Ontology annotation, molecular function: lipid binding; protein binding. The record is from RefSeq and is a predicted model, not a curated record. Lineage: Eukaryota; Fungi; Ascomycota; Eurotiomycetes; Eurotiales; Trichocomaceae. The transcript is spliced from 3 exons.
AUGAGUCUGAAAGGCUUGGGCAAGAGUCUGUCGCGGGCACCGCAAACGUUCAAAGCGCGCUUCAAUCUUGGAGAAAACACCAAGGAUCCUGUCUACAUUGACGCUGAGCGAAGAUUUCAGGAAUUGGAAAGGGAAACCAAGAAACUCCACGAUGACUCCAAGAAGUAUUUUGACGCUAUCAACGGAAUGUUGAACCAUCAAAUUGAAUUCUCCAAAGCAAUGACGGAAUUGUACAAACCCAUUUCGGGUCGUGCCUCCGAUCCGAGUACCUACACCAUUGAAGGCAACCCCGCAGGAAUUCAGGCAUGUGAAGAAUAUGAAGCAAUUGUGCGAGACUUGCAAGAAACACUGGCGCCCGAGCUUGAGAUGAUCGAAACGAGAGUCAUCAGCCCGGCCAAUGAACUUUUGGACAUCAUCAAAAUCGUCCGAAAAGUGACCGUCAAGCGCGAACACAAGAAACUCGACUACGACAGACACCGGGCCACUUUGAAGAAGCUUGAAGAGAAAAAAGACAAAUCUUUAAAGGAUGAAAAGGCAUUGUACAAGGCAGAAAACGACGUGGACCAAGCGACGCAAGAAUACAACCAUUACAACGACCUGUUGAAGGAUGAAUUGCCCAAACUGUUCCAGUUGGAAGCUGAGUUUAUCGGACCGCUUUUCCAAUCUUUCUACUACAUGCAAUUGAACGUGUUCUAUACGCUGCACGAGAAAAUGCAGGGCAUCAACAUUGGAUACUUUGACCUAACGCGCGAUAUCGAAGAGGCAUACGAGGCUAAAAAGGGAGACGCCAAGGAGAAAGCCGAGGAGCUCACAAUUGUGCAUUACAAAACUACUGGCGGUCGUAAAACUUCCAGAUUUGCUUCUGCCAAGGACAAGCUCGCUUCCGAGAACAGACUCAGUUCUUCUUCAACAUAUCGCAGAUCGACAGACACCAACGAAAAGCCCCCCCCACCAUAUUCACCUAGCGGAGCCCCUGGCACGACUUCAAUCGGCCGUGCAAAUAGCACUGGUAGCGCCUUAGCCGCUGCUGCAAAGGGCAAGCCAGCACCGCCACCUCCAAAACCGAAACCGGGCUACUUGGCCAAGAAUGUCGAGACUGUGACUGCGCUGUAUGACUAUGAGGCUCAAGCACAUGGUGAUCUUAGCUUUUCGGCCGGUGACGUUAUUGAGAUUAUUCAACGUACAAGUAAUGAGAAUGAGUGGUGGACAGGAAAGGUAAAUGGCAGAGAGGGACAGUUUCCAGGAAACUACGUCAAACUCAAUUAA